Messenger RNA from Leptomonas pyrrhocoris, 1366 nucleotides. RefSeq names its product putative serine/threonine phosphatase. The transcript has a single exon. Lineage: Eukaryota; Euglenozoa; Kinetoplastea; Trypanosomatida; Trypanosomatidae. The coding region runs from base 248 to 1366 and encodes 372 amino acids. Gene Ontology annotation, molecular function: hydrolase activity. The record is from RefSeq and is a predicted model, not a curated record.
AGGAAAAGAACGCUCCUUUCUGCUACCCAGUCAUCCUUCAGAAGAGUAGCAGCAGCAGCAGUAAAACUAACAAAAGCGUUGAAGCUACUGAAGUCAUAUUGUGUGCUCAAAACGUCCUACACGCACAACUGUUUUAUUGCUAACGCAUUGAUCACUGAGGUCAUUUUGCGACAAUCUAAGUGGAAAACAAAACAAAGACAAAAACGUCUAAUAAUAAAGGCGAAAACACAAAAAAUAAUUUUAAAAAAUGACGUUACAACGCUCGUGUUUCAGCGGAUUGAGGGGCACUGGGCUCUUGGUUUUAUUCACUCUGCUGGUACUGCAGCUCGGUGCCGAGGCUCGUCGCAUCGUUGCCGUUGGCGAUCUGCACGGCGACUACGAGCAGAGUGUGUCGGUGCUCCGCCUCACCAACCUCGUCGACAACAACACUCACUGGAUUGGCGAGGACGCAUUUCUCGUGCAACUAGGCGACAUUUUAGACGUGGGCCCGGACGACAUUAAGAUUGUGAAGUUGCUGAUGCGGCUGCAGAAGGAGGCGCAGGCGAGGGGCGGCGACGUGGUGGAGCUGCUCGGCAAUCAUGAGCUGCGCAACUUCCGCGGCGACUACACCGCCGUGGACCAAGCGAGUUUGGCGGCGAACGGCGGCAAGGAGGGCCGCGACACGCUCCUCUCCAACGCGACGGCGGUGGGCACGUACCUACGUACCCGCAAAGCUAUCUUUCACUACGGCCCUUUUCUCUUCAUGCACGGCGGCUUCUCCACCGCGACGGCCAGCAUGAUCACGAGUCUGAAGCGCGUGGAGGACUUCAAUGCGGAGCUCACGCAGGCCCUCAUGAACGGCACAAUCUCUCCGCUGGCGAGUGACGGCCUCGAUCUGGCCGAGGACGACGUCGAAGACGUGGGAAAUCCCAUCUUGGUGCGUAGCAUUCUCAAUGUGAAGUGCGACGAACUCGCAAAAGUGCUCAAGAAAAAGUUCCCUGGCAUCGACUUCGUGGUGGUCGGCCAUGUCCCGCACGACCCGCGCGACUUCAACGGCUGGCGCCUCUGCAACGGUCGGCUCAUUGACAUCGACUUCGGCAUGUCGCGGUGGAAGAAAGGCGACCCCGGCCACGUGGCGGCGCUGGAGAUCGAGGAGGCAACGUGGCACACACAGCUCAUUGAGACCUCCACCGCCAUCGGCCCCAUCGCGACGGACGACGUGGCCGCGUCUGACGCGGUGACGGCGCACCAUCUGCUGCGUCUCUCCAUGCUAAUUGUGGGGGUCGUGCUGUUGGCGUUUCUCAUUGCGUACUGCGUGCCAUUCCGGUCUGCGAUCGAGCAAGAGCCGCUGCUGGAUUGGCCGGCCACCACCUAUGGUGCUGCGUAG